Parnassius apollo (apollo) is the source of this 582-nucleotide messenger RNA. The record is from the annotation of a GenBank genome assembly. Lineage: Eukaryota; Metazoa; Arthropoda; Insecta; Lepidoptera; Papilionidae.
AUGAAUGAUAAACUAAAAGAUAUCAUCCAUCCUGGUGCAAAAAUAAGUAUAGAUGAAUCCAUGUUCGCCUGGUAUGAAAGAGGUGCGUACGUCAAAGACGGGAUGCCAGCAGUUAUGACAAUUAAAAGAAAACCAAAAGGAGUGGGUUGUGAAGUAAAAACAGCGUGUGAUAGUAAUACAAACAUUAUGAUGAGAUUGGAAAUUAAAGAGGGUAAAGAAGCAAUGAGUACGAAGAAAUGGCAGGGAAUUUGGCGCUGGAACUGCAAUUACUUCGAGAUUGACAGAGCCGUGGCAUGGUUCUGGAAGAGUUAUAGUUGGAGACUCAUGGUUCGCUUAGGUCAAAACAGCUGUGGAGCUAUUCAAAGUUGGAUUGUACUUCAUUGGACUGGUAAAGACAGCACACAGUUUCUAUCCCGUGUCGGAUAUGGCUGCAAAGUAUCCGACGCACAAGGGGCAUUUGUUGUAAGUACAGCUGAAAAAGACUCAGUGCAGUUUAUUGCCUGUGCCUGGAAAGACAAAAAAACUCAUACAUUUGUUGCAACUUGUGAAACGCCACUGCCAGGCCUGCUAUCACGCAAAUAA